AUGGCCGAGCACCUGGAGCUGUUGGCCGAGAUGCCCAUGGUGGGCCGAAUGAGUGCCCAGGAGCGGCUGAAACAUGCCCAGAAGCGGCGUGCCCAGCAAGUGCGGCUGUGGGCCCAGGCCCAGAAGGAGGCGCAGGGCAGAAGGGGACCUGGGGAGUGUCCACGGCAGGGCCCAGAUGGUGGCCGGCCCAAGAAGCAGGUCCUCUUCCCUGCCAACGUUGUCCUCCUGGAGGCUGCUGCCCGCAACGACCUGGAGGAAGUCCACCAGUUCCUUGAGAGCGGGGUCAGCCCUGACCUGGCCAAUGAGGAUGGCCUGACAGCAUUGCACCAGUGCUGCAUUGACGACUUCCGGGAGAUGGUUCAGCAGCUCCUGGCGGCCGGGGCCAACGUCAAUGCCUGUGACAGUGAGUUCUGGACGCCCCUGCACGCUGCUGCCACCUGUGGCCACCUGCAGCUGGUGGAGCUGCUCAUUGCCCGGGGUGCCGACCUCCUGGCGGUCAACACUGAUGGGAAUAUGCCCUAUGACCUGUGUGAGGACGAGCAGACGCUGGACUGCCUCGAAACGGCCAUGGCUGAGCGUGGCAUCACUCAGGAGGGCAUCGAGGGCGCGAGGGCCAUCCCGGAGCUGAGGAUGCUGGAGGACAUCCGGGGCUUGCUGCACGUGGGGGCUGACCUCGAUGCCCCCAGAGACCACGGGGCCACGCUGCUCCACAUCGCUUCUGCCAACGGGUUUGGCGAGGCGGCUGCACUGCUGCUGGAGCACCGGGUUAGCCUGAGCGCCAAGGACCGCGACGGCUGGGAGCCGCUGCAUGCCGCAGCCUACUGGGGCCAGCUGCACCUGGUGGAGCUGCUUGUGGCACACGGAGCCGACUUGAAUGGGAAGUCCUUGAUGGAUGAGACCCCCCUCGACGUGUGCGGGGACGAGGAGGUGCGAGCCAAGCUGCUGGAGUUGAAGCACAAGAGGGACGCCCUCCUGCGGGCCCAGGGCCGGCAGCGCUCCCUGUUGCGCCGCCGCACCUCCAGCGCAGGCAGCCGGGGGAAGGUGGUGCGGCGGGCGAGCCUGACCCAGCGCUCCAGCCUGUACCGCAAGGAGCAUGUGCAGGAGGCCAUAGUGUGGCAACAGCCCCCACCCACCAGCCCUGAGCCACUGGAGGAGGAUGAGGACCGGCAGACCAACGCUGAGCUCCAGCCACCGCCCCCGGAAGAGGAACCCGAGGCCACCCACCCACACAAUGGCCGAGUGGGGAGCCCCCUGGGACCCCGCCUGUACUCCAAGCGGUUGGACCGAAGCGUCUCCUACCAGCUGAGCCCUCUGGACAGCUCCACGGCUGAAGCCCUCGGGCGGGACCAGGCCCACCACACCCUGGCAGAGCUCAAGCGUCACCGAGCCGCUGCCAAGCUACAGCGACUGCCGCCGGAGGGGCCUGAAGUCCCUGGUUCUGGCCUGCCUGCUGACCUGGAGACUCCCCAGUCUGAGCACAGCUCCAGGGCCGGCGGAGACCCGCCCCUGCUCAAGCUGACAGCGCCCUCGGUGGAGGCUCCUGGGGAAAAGAGGCCUUGCUGCCUGCUCAUGUGA
Orycteropus afer afer is the source of this 1575-nucleotide messenger RNA. It is a transcript of the gene PPP1R16A, whose product is annotated as protein phosphatase 1 regulatory subunit 16A. The record is from RefSeq and is a predicted model, not a curated record. NCBI's taxonomy places the organism in Eukaryota, Metazoa, Chordata, Mammalia, Tubulidentata, Orycteropodidae. The transcript has 10 exons. Bases 1 to 1575 code for a protein of 524 amino acids. Gene Ontology annotation, cellular component: cytoplasm. Gene Ontology annotation, molecular function: protein binding; enzyme inhibitor activity; phosphatase regulator activity.